This is a messenger RNA of Dermacentor silvarum, 775 nucleotides long. Its product is annotated as tissue factor pathway inhibitor 2-like. The transcript is spliced from 5 exons. The coding region runs from base 150 to 611 and encodes 153 amino acids. Gene Ontology annotation, molecular function: serine-type endopeptidase inhibitor activity. The record is from RefSeq and is a predicted model, not a curated record. NCBI's taxonomy places the organism in Eukaryota, Metazoa, Arthropoda, Arachnida, Ixodida, Ixodidae.
CGCCCACCUGGUUGAAAAGGAAGGAGUCUAACAACUUCACUGCACACCUACCACACUGGUAUGGUACAGUGCCAGUUUAUUGCCUUACACCGGCCCCUACUGGCCCCUGUCGACCAUUAGUGAACUAUUAUUAUUACGACCAGAAAAGCAUGCUCUGCAAGAAGGUCAAUCCUACUGCGUGCAGCGGAGGUGAUAACUUGUACAGUACCCAAGAAGGAUGCUACGAUGUCUGCGGCUCGGCGCAUGCCGAAAAAGAGAGGUACUGCAAACGGCGACCUCUCAGUGGCCCCUGCGAACCAGUACUUCAGACAUGGCACCAUGAUCGUCAUAAAAGGGUCUGCAAAAGACUUAACUACACCAUCUGUGGCCUCGGCGUCAAAGAGUUCGCCACCGAAGAGAUGUGUCUCAUUAUUUGCUUGCGAACAAAAAAGCCUAAACUCCUAUGCAGCCUGAAGCCAAGCUCUGCGCGAUGCUUAGGUAGAUCACGGACGUGGUACUUUGAUUUCCGGAGCAACGGCUGUUACAGGUUCCCAAGUGGUCACUGUGCAACGAAUGAGAAUGGUUUCACUUCGAGAGAAAAGUGCCUUGAGAGAUGUAGUUAUGAAAAAUAGCGGACGGACAGCCUACAGCUUCUAGAAAGGCCGCGGAAUCUGUAACCCUAUACAAGAUCCCGACUGAUUUUCUGACGACGAUGAAAACGUGUCCAUAGACUGCUACCUUGAAGUCGUUGUGCGCUGUGUUCACAAUAUAUCACACACCAGAACAACCAGUGUUG